Messenger RNA from Falco peregrinus (peregrine falcon), 2587 nucleotides. RefSeq names its product transmembrane serine protease 4 (gene TMPRSS4). Gene Ontology annotation, molecular function: protein binding; serine-type endopeptidase activity. NCBI's taxonomy places the organism in Eukaryota, Metazoa, Chordata, Aves, Falconiformes, Falconidae. Gene Ontology annotation, biological process: proteolysis. Gene Ontology annotation, cellular component: membrane. The record is from RefSeq and is a predicted model, not a curated record.
AUGGUGCUGCUGAUAGACCGGUGUUAUAUUACAAUACAAAUCAUAAUUCCUGUUUCACAACUCCUGUUGCGGGUUUUAAGGAGUGCUCGGGCAGUCCUGCCCCAGUGCUAGCACAGCGCGGGCAGAGCAGCACAGGCACGGGGCGGGGGGAGCAUUGCCAGCCCAGGGUUCCCUGGGCAUCGGGGUAUCCACAGCCCCCCUGUCUCCCACACUGGAGGAUAUCUGCUGGGUUUCUGCAGGCAGAAACCGCGUCAGAGCUGGAUGAAUAUGGAUUUAGCCACUGAGCAGCUGAACGGCAGAGGUCCCAGCACAAGACGCAAAACCUCCGUGGUGCUGGAGUCCUUCAAGCGGAUCGGCAUCCUCGUCCUGGCAGCGGUGCUCAGCCUCGCCUGCCUGGUUGCAGUUGGCUUCCUGGUCAAGAUUUACCUGGACUACCACUACUUCUUCUGCAAGUCGCCUCUGAAGCUGGUGCCACUGCAGCAGGUGUGUGAUGGGCAGGUGGACUGUCUGGAGGGCGAGGAUGAGGCCAACUGUCCCCAGUGGGUUCCUGAGGGACCACCAGCUGAGGCCCGUGUCUCCAAAGACAGAUCCAUCCUGCAGGUGCUUAACAGAAACACAGGAGCCUGGUCCUGUGCCUGUCACGACCACUUCAGCCUGGUGCUGGCGAAAGCAGCCUGUGAGCAAAUGGGCUACAGGAGCACCCCGACGUUUGGGGCGGUGCAGGCAGGUGCAGGGCAACCCCUGCCUGCCCGAGAGGUCGUGCUGAGCAAUGGCAGCCUGCAGGUGCCCGAGCCGGGCAGGAAAUGCCUCUCUGGAUCGGUUGUUUCGCUCUUUUGUUCCAACUGCGGGGAGAGCGUAAGGACGCCACGCGUGCUGGGUGGGAGCCCGGCAGCCAUCGAGGCUUGGCCGUGGCAGGUCAGCUUGCAGUACAGAAAGGAGCACAUCUGCGGGGGCAGCAUCAUCGACCCCAGCUGGGUCCUGACGGCAGCGCACUGCUUCAAGAACAACCCCGUCAUCCAGAGCUGGCGCGUGAAGGCUGGCUCUGAUCUCCUCUCUGGUGCUGCCACCCUUGCUGUGGAGAAAGUCUUCCUAGCUGAGGUGACACCCACAUCUCCCAAGGACGGUGACAUUGCCCUCGUGAAGCUGCAGUAUCCCCUGCGUGUCUCAGAGAGCAGCAAGCCCAUCUGUCUGCCCUAUUUCGACGAGGAGCUGGCGCCAGGCACCCCCCUGUGGGUGAUAGGCUGGGGCUACACGCAGGAGCACGGCAAGCUGUCGGAGACCCUGCAGCAGGCAGAGGUGGGACUCAUCGACAAGGAGAGCUGCAACCGGGCUGCCUACCACGGGGAGGUCACCGAGAAGAUGCUGUGUGCCGGCCUGCCCCAAGGCGGGGUGGACACCUGCCAGGGGGACAGCGGCGGGCCCCUGCUGUACUCAGGCAAGCACUGGCAGGUGGUGGGCAUCGUCAGCUGGGGCCAGGGCUGUGGGACCCCCAGCAUACCCGGCGUCUACACCAGCGUCCGCGCCUACCUCAACUGGAUCUACGGUGUCCGGAGGUCGGAGUUCUGAGACCUGCCGGGACAGGUCCUUCGCGCCUCCCCAAGCCUCCCUCCCCAUCCCUACGUGCCUGGCUGUCUCGGCUCUGGCAGCAGCUGGGAAAUGGAUCUCAAGGCACAGAAGGUGAGCAGUGCAUCCCAAAUCCUGACUGGCAGGCUGUGAUUUAGCGUGCCAGAGGUCAGCCAAGGAGGCAAAGGGCAGCUCGGAGUGAUGGCCACUGAUACCGUGAAAGAAUCUGACCGGCUCAAGCUCCCUUCCGGAGAAAAAUUAAUUUAUUGCCCUGUGCUGACCCUGCUGUGGCAGGAAGGCUCCUGUGGGGCUAAGCUGCUGUUUGCUUACUACUGUUAUACAGAGAGAAUUUAUGUUUGUGCUGUAGACUAUCCGCAUUAAAAGAAAGUAUUUGUUUUUUCAUGCAGCCUCUUGAAGGCUUUGUCCCUCUUGCUUGCAGGGGUACGUUUUGCAAUACCCUGCGCUGCUGCUUUCCCAGCCCAAGGCAGGGUUUAUUUGCUGGCUCUCGUGAAUAAGCUGUUCCUGCACACAAGGAGGAAAAUGCUGUGUGGACCUCGGCCAGUCAGACAAGCUGAUCGGAACUGGGUCAGUUUAAAUUACUGUAAACAAACAGGGUCAUUAAGCGUUAUUUUAAAUCAAUUUUUCUAGCAUAGCAUCAGCCCCAGCAGAAAUCGGGGCCGUUCUCAUGCAGCGUGCAGGGAGGGAUCCUGCUUUCCAGGCAGCUGCGCUCAGAGCUUUUUGCACAGGGAAAUACCCCCAGGCACCCCCAAAAACUGCCCCUCCAAAGGCAGCAUGACAGCCCCAUCCCGUGUCCCACCGGGGGCCAGCUCCCCACCUCCAGGCACCCACAGCCCCUGAGCUCCAGUGGGCAAUGCACACCCGUGGGUGCUGGGAAGCGGCACCCAGCCCUCGCCCCGGGGUGUCUGAGGGGCUCGGCAGGAUGAAGGCAGAGCGGUGGCAGUCACCCACCCUGGGACAAGCAGCUGCAGAGAAUGGACAUGACCCAGGCUCUGCACACAAGAGA